UUUUUUAAAUUCAUUGAUGAGUGUCCCGCAGUCAUCUUUCUCGAAGAGACUCACGCGAAGAUGAUGAUGCACCUUUUCUUCGUACUUGUUGCUUCCUUCCUCUCAUCGUCGGCAUCUCCUUCUCUCCAUACAUACAAUCUUCGUCGUAGGAUGCAGUUGUAGUAUUAUUAUAUUAUCAUUGUAGAAUGCAGUUGUAGUAUUAUUAUAUUUCCGUCGUAGUUUGUGGUAGUGGUACAGUGCACUUUGUAGAAAAAACUUAUAGACUAAAAAAGAUAAUCAAUUGAAAUGUCUCUUCCUGCGGAAGAAGCGGAGGUGUUGGACUCGCCUGACGUAAAUGGAGGAGACUUGGUGGAGGCGGAAGCAAUUCAAGAGGUGCAUGUUACCAUGAAUGGAAAUGGGAUAGCUGUGGCGAAUAAUCAAAACGAUAGCCAUUCUGAUGCUCUCAAGACUGAAGACAUAAAGAUUAAAGAUGAUAUUACCAAUAAUAAGGAACCAAAGUCUGUUGGAAAUUCUCAGAAAGUAAAACCUGUAAAUCAUCCUCCGGCGAAAAAGAUCCUACCAACCACCGUCCCCUCAAAGACUUUGUCCCCAAAGAGACCGUUGUUGGCGCCCCAAUCCUCUAAACCACCGGCAAUAAGUAAGACGACUUUAUCAAGACCAGCAGUUGCUGCACCAAAGCCAAAGGCACCAGUCCACCCUCUACUUGCAACAUUACCAAAGGAGGCUAAAAAGCAACUGGAACAAGGAGUGGGGACCACGAAAAAGGUAGUUGAAACUCGUCCUAUGCAUGCGGCCCCUAAACCAAAACCUAUUGGAACAACGUCGGGAGCAACUGCUGCAAAACCUAGGGCAGAAAUAAAGUCUCCGACGAAACCUACGCUGAAUUCUGCACAACCAAGAUGGAAUGCAUCCACAGCAGCACGGCCUACCACAGUCGCCUCUUCUACGACAUUGAAAACUGGAUUGGCUUCAAAAGUGAGUGCCACACGGGCACCUGCAAGUCCAAGUACUGACAAACCCACAACAACCACGGUGACAAGUAAAAUAAGAGCCACAACAGCAACAACAGGACUUGGUAAAGUUCCACAUCCUCCCAAGCUGGCUCCUCGUCCACCCACAUCAACUGUUGCUCCUCGUCCCCCCACAUCAACUGUACCCAAAGGGUCGACACGCCCAACGGUCUCGACCACUGCAACUCGAACUACUACGAUUACUAAGACCACCUCGAUUGCAGCACGUCCUAAACCUGUUGCCACUACUACUACCAAGUCUGCUCUCGUCAUUAAAAAAUCGGCUACCAGCACUCUGGCAAAGUCUACUACUCAGACUACUACUACUAUUCAGGCAACAGGAAAGACUGAAUCUAAAAAACCGACCACUCAGCCACCACUUUCAAUCGUGGAAGAUUCGCAUGCUCCUCAACUGAAGGCAUCUGAAGUAUUAUCGUCCACCGUUGCAAACGAUAACCUUUCUACAGAACUGGUCAAAGCCGAAAUACUAGACAACGGGCAGUCCGUAUUGCUUGUAGAAGUCGAUCAAGAAGUACCAGGAUCACAAAACUGCGAGGAAGAUCAUGUUGAAUCCGGAGCUAUACCAUCACCCGUUCCAAAAGAUAGCUCGUCUGCAACUGAAGUCGUGGAUGACAUGGUGGUCAUCUUUAGCAACUCAGAGCCCGAAUUUCCUGAAGAACGCGACUAUAAAAUAACAGGAUCACUAAGUUACGCGGAAAAUCCUCAUGAAAAUCCUCAAUUGAAGGAGCCGGAAGUAUUACCACAAACAAUUGAAGGCGUGAACUUAGAAUUGGGCGAACUUGUCCAAUCCGAAAUAUUAAAUAACGGACAGGCUGUAUUGCCUGUAGAAUUCGAGAACGAAAAAUCAGGAGACCUAACCAAUGCCGAAGAUCCUCAUGCUGAACCCCUUGGGGAACCCGCAGCAGUUCCAAAUGCUAACGUUUUUUCGGAUUUCUUUGGAGUCGUGGAAGAUUCGCAUGCUCCUCAACUGAAGGCAUCUGAAGUAUUAUCGCCCACCAUUGCAAUCGAUAACCUUUCUACAGAAUUGGUCGAAGCCGAAAUACUAGACGACGGACAGUCCCUAUGGCCUAUAGAAUUCGAGAACGAAAAAUCAGGAGACCUUACCAAUGCUGAAGAUUUUAAUACUGAACCCUUGGAGGAACCAGCAGCAGCUCAAAAGUUUAACGUUUUUUCGGAUUUCUUCGGAGUCGUGGAAGAUUCGCAUGCUCCUCAACUUAAUGCAUCUGAAGUAUUGUCGUCCACCAUUGCAAACGAUAACCUUUCUACAGAAUUUGUCCAAACCGAAAUACUAAACAACGGACAGCCUGUAUUGCCUGUAGAAUUCGAGAACGAAAAAUCAGGAGUCCUAACCAAUGCCGAAGAUCCUCGUACUGAACCCCUGGAGGAACCAGGAAAUGAUGCUUCGGAUUUCUUCGGAGUCAAAGUUACCAAUUAUUCUAAUUGAUUGAUAUUUCUAAACUAAAACAACUUAAUAAUUAAUUACCGGUUUGUAUUGUAUGUCUGGGGUUUGCUUUUUUGUACUUUUUUUUGUAAUCACGCAACUAACAAAAAUUCCAAGUGCUAUUUGAAAUCUUAUGGUGUUCAAAAAUUCAAUCAUUGCUGAAAAUGAGGAUUAAUAAAGAAACGAAUUGCCUUUAAAAA
Molecule: messenger RNA, 2672 nt
Organism: Folsomia candida
Lineage: Eukaryota; Metazoa; Arthropoda; Collembola; Entomobryomorpha; Isotomidae
Product: mucin-5AC
Exons: 3
Coding region: 286-2475 (729 amino acids)
Source: RefSeq, a predicted model, not a curated record